GAGAGAGAGAGAUAGCAAUUACACUAACUGAAUUUACCUGUAGCAAGCAGUCGCUGCGUCUAGUAGCUCAUUUUAGCUGCGCACGUGCGUCAGUAUGAGCACGAGCGCUCGUGUGCACCUGUGAAAGACAUUCAUCUGUCUCGUGAGAAGAAACAUCACAUUCCAGCGUGAGCCUUCCAGAGGAAUGCCUUCAUCUCAUCUCAUCACAUCACAUCACAGCAUGAAAGAUGUGGCAAAUGAUGGCAUGGACCACCUUAGUCAAGAUCUUUGAGCACAAUGCUGUGAUGACGUGCAGCUCGCUUAAUGCACAUAGACACAAGCUGUCAGAUGAAUAAGCAGCACUUCUGCAGGCAUGGCAUCAAACGGCACAUAUGCAGGCAAGCCCUUGGAUGUGAUUAUCCUCUCCCUCACACUUUCAAUUCUUGCUGUGCUGACCACGGCCAUGAACUGCUUGGUCAUUACAGCCAUCAUCGUCACACGCAAGCUGCACCAUCCUGCAAACUAUCUCAUCUGCUCACUAGCCGUGACCGACCUUUUGGUGGCCGUAUUAGUCAUGCCCUUCAGCAUUGUCUACAUUGUAAUGAACACGUGGGUCAUGGGUGAAAUCAUGUGCAACAUCUGGUUAAUCGUGGACAUAACCUGCUGCACGUGCUCCAUUCUGCACCUCGCGGCCAUCGCUGUGGACCGAUACCGCGCCAUUACGGACGCUGUGGAGUAUUCGAGAAAGAGGACAUCUCUACGGGCCGCCAUCAUGAUCAGCGUGGUGUGGCUCCUCUCGAUAGUGGUCUCCCUGCCGCCAAUGCUGUUGAGACGCCAGGAAGAAAACACGUGCAUCAUUAAGCACGACAACAUCGGCUCCGCGCUUUACUCCACGUUCGGGGCAUUUUAUAUCCCGCUAAUACUCAUUCUCAUUCUCUACUACAAGAUCUACCGAGCAGCAAAGACUCUUUAUAACAGGAGAGCGAGUUGCCUCAACAAGCCGGAGAUGAACGGACACAUGCUUCCCAAGUGCAGCGACCGGGAGCCGACGUCCCCGGACACCCUAAGCCCUCCGGAGAAAUCGUUGUCUGAACCCUCCACCGAAGGCGACAGGGCGCGCAUUACUGUGAAAAGCCCAAAGUCUCGGUCUCGCAGAGAGCGGUCUUGCAGAGAGCAGUCUGUCAGGAGACAUCGCAUCUCCAGCACGCGUGAAAGGAAGGCCGCCACCACUCUGGGACUCAUUCUGGGGGCUUUUGUCAUCUGCUGGCUGCCCUUCUUCAUCCAUGAGGUGAUUGUUACCAUCUGUGAAUCCUGCAGUCUCUCUCCUGAGAUGACCAACUUUCUGACUUGGCUGGGCUAUCUGAACUCUCUCAUCAACCCGCUGAUUUACACCAUCUUUAAUGAGGAUUUUAAAAGGGCUUUUCAGAAGUUGAUCAAGUGCAAGAAUUAUCUCUAACGCCAAUGAAGGGAUUGCCUCAUGUGAACUGAAACUAUUACAAUCAAAAAAUAUGAUGUUCAAAGAACUUAAUUAAAAGAGGGAUUAUUCUGCACAAUUAAAUUUAGUCUCUGUUGCUGUUGAAACAAUUAGAUAAUUAAGUUGUGUACAAAGGCAUUUUAUUAGGCAACAAAUCAGACCACAUUAUGUGUCUGAAGAAUUUACUCUGCUUUAAAACAAUAUGUGACCUGCUGCUGCUGCUGGCAAAAUGAGUCACAAUGAGCAAAUUUAGAUUUUUACGUUCUUAAAAGGCAUCUAUUAUGCCCCUUUUUACGAGAUGUGAUAUUGGUCUUGGGUGUACCCAGGAUGUGUCUGUGAAGUUUCAGCUCAAAAUACCCCACUGAUCAUUUAUUAUAACAUCUGAAAAAUGUCAUUUUUGGGGUGUGUCUACAAAAGAGCUGUUUUGGUGUGUAUCACUUUAAAUGCAAAUGAGCAGCAUAUUCCCACCCUGUCUUUAGAGGAGAGGGUGUAGUGCAGUGUUCACCAAACUUGUUCCUGGAGGGCCAGUGUCCUGCAGAGUCUAACUCCAACCCUAAUCAAACACACCUGAACCAGCUAAUCAAGGUCUUGCUACGUAUACUUGGAACUUCAAGGCAGAUGUGUUGAGGCAAGUUGGAGCUAAACUCUGCAGGACAGUGGCCCUCCAGGACAGAGUCUGGUGACCCCUGGCAUAGUGUAUACAUCUCUGCUUUGCAUACCUACAGAAAUAAAUAUAAUAUAAUAAAUAUAAAUAUAAAAGUAAUCCGCUGCGUCUUCUUGUGGCUCAGACUCUUAUGUUCAGUCUUACAUCCAAACACAGAGCACCGGGAUUGCUUAUGAGACAUUGUUGACAUUAAAGUUGCUUGAGCGCAGAGAAAAUUUAGG
Molecule: messenger RNA, 2338 nt
Organism: Cyprinus carpio (common carp)
Lineage: Eukaryota; Metazoa; Chordata; Actinopteri; Cypriniformes; Cyprinidae
Gene: htr1fa
Product: 5-hydroxytryptamine receptor 1Fa
Biological process (GO): adenylate cyclase-activating adrenergic receptor signaling pathway
Cellular component (GO): plasma membrane
Molecular function (GO): G protein-coupled serotonin receptor activity
Source: RefSeq, a predicted model, not a curated record